This is a messenger RNA of Budorcas taxicolor (takin), 3082 nucleotides long. It is a transcript of the gene SLC30A9, whose product is annotated as solute carrier family 30 member 9. The record is from RefSeq and is a predicted model, not a curated record. The coding region runs from base 1 to 1701 and encodes 566 amino acids. The transcript has 18 exons. Gene Ontology annotation, molecular function: monoatomic cation transmembrane transporter activity. Gene Ontology annotation, cellular component: nucleus; membrane. Lineage: Eukaryota; Metazoa; Chordata; Mammalia; Artiodactyla; Bovidae. Gene Ontology annotation, biological process: positive regulation of transcription by RNA polymerase II; transmembrane transport; zinc ion transport.
AUGUUACCGGGCUUGGCCGCCGCCGCUGCGGCCCACAGAUGUAGCUGGUCUUCCCUGUGCCGGCUCCGUCUGCGCUGCAGGGCGGCGGCCCGGGGCUCCAGCGACCGCCAGGAAUGGCAGAGUUUAGUGACAUUUGGAAGCUUUUCAAACAGUGUUCCAUGCUGUACACUGAAUCAAGUAAAGUUGUAUUCCACAAGUGUUCAGAAAGAAGGACAGGGAUCACAAACUCAGAAAAUGGAAAAAGUACCUUCAUUUGAUGAAGCAGCAGAAAAUAUGGGUGCAGAACUGAAAGCUCCAAUUAUUAAGCAAGAACCUCUCCAAGUAAGAGUCAAAGCAGUUCUUAAAAAGAGGGAAUAUGGACCAAAGUAUACUCAGAAUAAUUUCAUCACUGGAGUCAGAGCAAUGAAUGAAUUCUGCCUCAAAUCCAGUGAUCUGGAACAGCUUCGAAAAAUCAGACGACGAAGUCCUCAUGAAGAUACUGAGUCCUUUACUGUAUACUUGAGAUCAGAUGUGGAGGCAAAAUCUUUGGAAGUUUGGGGAAGCCCUGAAGCUCUUGCCAGAGAGAAAAAACUUCGUAAGGAAGCAGAAAUAGAAUAUAGAGAAAGGCUAUUUAGAAACCAAAAAAUACUGAGGGAAUAUAGAGACUUUCUGGGAAAUACCAAGCCACGCUCUCGAACGGCAUCAAUUUUUUUUAAGGGGCCAGGGAAAGUGGUGAUGGUUGCCAUUUGCAUUAAUGGAUUAAACUGCUUCUUCAAAUUUCUUGCUUGGAUUUAUACGGGUUCAGCAAGCAUGUUUUCAGAAGCGAUACACUCUUUAUCUGAUACUUGCAACCAGGCCUUAUUAGCAUUGGGCAUCAGUAAGUCUGUUCAGACACCAGAUCCUACUCAUCCGUAUGGAUUUUCAAAUAUGCGCUAUAUUGCUUCACUAAUUAGUGGUGUUGGUAUAUUCAUGAUGGGUGCAGGAUUAUCUUGGUACCAUGGAAUCAUGGGAUUGCUCAAUCCUCAACCAAUAGAAUCUCUUCUAUGGGCAUACUGUAUUUUAGCGGGAUCAUUAGUAUCUGAAGGAGCAACACUUCUUGUUGCUGUAAAUGAGCUUCGUAGGAGUGCUCGGGCCAAAGGAAUGUCAUUUUACAAGUAUGUAAUGGAAAGUCGUGAUCCUAGUACAAAUGUUAUAUUACUGGAGGAUACUGCAGCAGUGUUGGGAGUGACAAUAGCAGCCACUUGUAUGGGCCUAACCUCCAUAACAGGGAACCCACUGUAUGACAGCCUGGGUUCUUUGGGUGUGGGCACCCUAUUAGGCGUGGUCUCAGCAUUCCUCAUCUACACUAACACAGAAGCACUCUUAGGACGAUCCAUCCAGCCAGAACAAGUACAACGGCUUACUGAACUCCUGGAGAACGAUCCAUCAGUAAGGGCAAUUCAUGAUGUUAAAGCCACAGACCUGGGAUUAGGGAAAGUGAGAUUUAAGGCAGAAGUGGAUUUCGAUGGACGAGUUGUCACGAGAUCGUAUUUGGAAAAACAAGAUUUUGACCAAAUGCUACAAGAAAUUCAAGAAGUGAAGACUCCUGAAGAACUAGAGACCUUUAUGCUUAAACAUGGAGAAAAUAUUAUUGAUACUUUAGGAGCUGAAGUAGAUAGACUUGAGAAGGAACUGAAAAAACGAAAUCCUGAAGUUAGACAUGUAGAUUUAGAGAUACUAUAGACUUGAUGGGAUGAAUCACCUUGGAACCAAGUUUGCGAAGACUACUUUCCCACCCUGAGGGAGUCAUUGCCAUUCAGAAGCCGUUUAUUUGAAGAUGGAGGAAGUAUUUAUAUGAAAAGGGCAAUUCAACAGUCCAUAGAACUACAACAGCUUCUUCUAAGAGACAUAUUACAAGUUGAAUCAAUUUGGAAAUCAUGUUUUUAUGUUUCAAUGGGAAACGUUUUAGUUACUUAAAUUGUUCAUAAUUUCUUAUUUUAGCCUGUCAGUGUGUGUUGUACCUGCAAUCAUGUUUCCUUCCUUCACAUGGGUAAAAAUAAGCAGCAUCCAUAAGAUUCAGAUUUUUUAUUUUGUUGCCAGUGAAGAUUUCACUCCAUCAAAACCUGUCAGUCUUGAACAUUCUGGCUAAAUCUUGUAUUCUGGUUUUUAAAACAGUCACUCCGUUUUCAAAGUCUGUCUUUCCUUAUAGAAUGUAGAAAUUAUUUCGACAUAGCUUGUAUUUUUGCCCUGAGCACUAAGAGGAACACUGUCCUAAUAACUUAGUUAUCCAUAAAUGUUCAUUCCAGUAGGACUUUGUUACUAAAUUGAAGGAAGAUAACUUCAGUACACUCUUGUAGGUCAUGCUAGUUGCCAUUUUGUAAAAUUUCUUUUCUCUCCUUUGUUUUUUUUCCUUAUUUAGUUCAAUUUUUCUAAUGGUAGGAAGUAUAACUCUAGAUGUUUCCAUGGGCCAGUGUGAUGACUGGUUUUUAGUGUUUGUUUUUGACUGGCUCCAGUGCUGCCGUGUGCAUUUACUAGGAGAUAAUGCAUUUAUAAGCAUUCUGACAUUCUGUAAAGUGGACUAGAAAUAUUUAUAAUUUUGCAGACACCACAGCGUUUUAUUUUUAAUUUAUUUUAAAAGAGGCACUACUUAUGUACAUCUGAACUGUGUGAUAUUUCUUGCUUUCAGAGAUAGAGAUGUAAACCUCUAAUACAGAAACUUGUGACCAUGACUUUAUUUAAUGUCAUAGUCAAUAGUAUAACAGGAGUUUCUUGCAGUUACAAAUGGGCAUUUAGCAUAAAGUAUGAUUAUAAAUUAUGUAAGUAGCUUUCUAAUGAUCAUAAAGUAUCAAGGUGAAAAAACAUGCAAUUCAGUAAUUAAAAACUUAGUGCAAAACUACAGCUGUGUCUCUCCAUUCAUCAAACCAGUUCACAUGCACUUUAAAUUGUUCAGGGACCGAUGAGCAUUGUCCAUGCAAGAGUGAUGGCUGGAUGAAUACUCUCUCUGCUAGAUACGGGGGUGUUUAAGGACCUAGGUCAGUGUCUAUAAACUUAUUUAGAUUGAAGUUUAUCAAUUAUAGCAAACUGUAAUGCCAGAAGCAAAAAAUAAACAUUUGAUUAAAGGGUU